This is a messenger RNA of Eimeria acervulina, 960 nucleotides long. RefSeq lists its product as hypothetical. Lineage: Eukaryota; Apicomplexa; Conoidasida; Eucoccidiorida; Eimeriidae. The record is from RefSeq and is a predicted model, not a curated record. The annotation marks the transcript as partial. The transcript has a single exon.
AUGGAGUCUCCAGAGCAAGCGGGUGCCUCCUCUGAAGCAGCAUCACCUGGGGAAACGGCGCCUGAGGGCGCGCAUUCGUUCGACGCAGCGAUUGCAGCAGCAGAAGCAGCAGCAGCAGCAGCAGCAGUACAGAGCUUAGAGGGAGGGGAAAGCGACUGCAUGAGCAACCUGAGCUGCUGCAGCGAGAAGCCUCGCAGGGCCCGCUUCGUCCGUUGCUUGGGCCCAGCAGCAGCAACACUGCUGCUGACGCUGCUCCUCGUGUGGCAGCUGCGACAAACUGGGAGACGUCUCCCGGCUGCUGUUGCUUCAGGGGCCCAUAGAAAGGGAAGCAAUUUAUAUCCUUAUGAACAAAGAGACAGUGAUGAUGCCCCCUUGCUUCCUUCUCUAUCUUCUGAAGGGAUGGGUGGGGGGACACCCCAGGGAGCGGGAGGAGACACAAUUAGUUCUGCUGCUGCUGCUGCUGCUGCUGCUGCUGCUCGCCCUGAUGACGAGGAGCAGCAGCAACAAGAGGGUGCUGCUUCUUCUUCACCUAAGCAGAUCCCCUCAGGUGUGCGCAAGGGGACUGCAGCAGCUGGAGCACAGCAGCGGGAGACACCUGAGGAGACACCUGAGAUGACUACACGCCCAUACAGAUGGAAGGUGGGUGCAGAUGAAGACGACGAGCAGCAGCAGCAGUCGUUUGGUGCAGCAGAGCAGCACGAGGAAGCAGAAGAAGAAGAAGGACAAGAAGAAGAAGACGACGAAGAAGAUGCAUACGCUGAUGAUGAAGAAGACUAUGAAGAUGAUGAAGAUGAGGGCUGUCCAGGGCAGCGGAGACUACUGCCUCCUGAAGAUUUUUCAUUAGCAGAGAGUUUGUCUCCUCAGACAGAAGAGACAGAGGACGGCGAACCUGCAAAGAGUUUUCAAGCAAGUAUUGAAGAGAGGAUGGGGUACCCCUCAAUCAGCAGCCUUGAUGAGCCU